CACAAUGAUGACGAGGGACGACAAUAUCAUCCGGAAGAUGAAACAAAGAUCCAAUUACAACACCUGUAUCCAACUGGACAGAAUACUAUUCAAAUUGAGACCUCCACACAACAAUCCACCAAAUCUCCACCGAUAUCCGUACGUAAUCCUUCAGGUGUUUGUGCAUUUGCCUAAAAGAGAUAUUCAUCAGUGGAGGUUAUUAUAAGUUCAUAUCACGAGUUUGCAGAGAUAGCAGUUGAAGACAGAAGCUAUUCUCCAUUAUCAUAUGUUAAAGAUGAACUGCUCUGCCCCAUCUAAUGUAUACACCAAAAGUUUGUUUCUGAAUCAUGGGAAUCAAUCCCUUAUAUCAACCAAAGCUGGAAACAGAGGAAACCCCAGCCGGAACAUGCUAGGAUUUGCACGAUUGCAUAAUUCCAAUCGGGGUUUACGGUCAACGUGUUGUUUGACCAAUGGGAAUGGUGGUGCUAGACAGUUGAAUAAUCAUGGAAUUACAGGCACAGAUGGACUGAUUAUUGUUGAUCACGGUUCUCGCCGAAAAGAAUCUAAUCUUAUGCUAAAUGAGUUUGUGACAAUGUUUGUAGAGAAAACCGGGUAUCCAAUUGUUGAGCCUGCUCAUAUGGAGCUGGCAGAACCAUCAAUACGAGAUGCAUUUCGUUCGUGUGUUGAAAAAGGUGCAGAUCGUGUGAUUGUGAGCCCAUUUUUCCUGUUCCCAGGGCGACAUUGGCACCAGGACAUCCCUUCCUUAACCGCUGAAGCUGCAAAAGACUUUCCGGGCGUGUCAUAUAUGAUAACUGCACCUCUUGGCCUGCAUACACUUCUUGUGGAUGUAGUGGAUGACAGAAUUAAACAUUGCUUAAGCCAUGUAGCUGGAGAUGCAGAUGAGUGUGCAGUUUGUGCAGGAACAGGAAAAUGUCAUCUUUACUGAAUUUUUUUAAGAUGUAGGCAGUAAGUUUUUUUUGAGAUGUUACAUAAAAAUCUGUAAAACAUCAGGUUCCUGGUAUAUGAUUGGUUUCAGAUCACUUAGAAAACGAACGAUGACGUAUUUUAACAAUACGCCUCUUUCAAGGCAUACUGAACAAAUGAAUUUUAUUUUGACGAUUCA
Molecule: messenger RNA, 1102 nt
Organism: Helianthus annuus (common sunflower)
Lineage: Eukaryota; Viridiplantae; Streptophyta; Magnoliopsida; Asterales; Asteraceae
Product: sirohydrochlorin ferrochelatase, chloroplastic
Exons: 8
Coding region: 266-925 (219 amino acids)
Molecular function (GO): lyase activity
Source: RefSeq, a predicted model, not a curated record